Tinamus guttatus (white-throated tinamou) is the source of this 1182-nucleotide messenger RNA. Lineage: Eukaryota; Metazoa; Chordata; Aves; Tinamiformes; Tinamidae. The record is from RefSeq and is a predicted model, not a curated record.
AUGGAAGCGCCAGCAGCGGCGCUUUCCUCCACCCCGGCCAGGAGGAGGGGGGGGGCGCCGGGGGAGCAGACGCCAGCCAUGCAGCGGCUGCCAGACCACGACUGCAGCAGCAGUGACAGUGACGACGGAGAAACAACACAGGAUGAAGUUUCUUCCCAUACGUCUGAGGAGGACGGCUCAGUGAGGAAAGUGAAAAAGGAAUUAGAGCGUGCAGACCAACCCGUGGCUGGCAGCCCACCGGUGAGAGAGAACAAGGCACCUGAGAGUUUGCGUGCUGACCCCAUGCUGGGGCUGUCACAGUGUCCCCUCUGCCAGCUGGAGUGCGGAAGCAGAGAGCAGCUCAUUGCUCACGUCUACCAGCACACUGCAGCUGUGGUGAGCGCCAAGAGCUACAUGUGUCCAGUAUGCGGCAGAGCCCUCAGCUCACCGGGAUCUCUUGGUCGACAUCUCCUGAUCCACUCAGAGGACCAGCUGUCCAACUGUGCAGUAUGCGGAGCACGCUUCACCAGCCACGCCACGUUCAACAGCGAGAAGCUGCCGGAGGUGCUCAGCGCAGAACACCUGCCCUUGCCGCAGAGCGAGGGACCCUCUGGGGUCAAGGGCAAGGACAUGGCUUUUCAUGCCCCCGUGUAUCCCGCGGGCAUUCUCCUCGUGUGCAACAACUGUGCAGCUUACCGAAAGCUGCUGGAGGCGCAGGCACCCGGCGUGCGCAAGUGGGCGCUUCGUCGGCAGAACGAGCCCCUGGAAGUGCGGCUGCAGCGCUUGGAGCGGGAACGCACAGCCAAGAAGAGCCGCCGGGACAACGAGACGCCGGAGGAGCGGGAAGUGAGGCGCAUGCGGGACCGAGAGGCCAAGCGGCUGCAGCGAAUGCAGGAGACAGACGAACAGAGGGCGAGGCGGCUGCAGCGGGACCGGGAAGCCAUGCGGCUGAAACCCCCAGAUAAGCGGCAGGCCCGGCUCAUCCGGGAGCGCGAGGCCAAGCGGCUCAAGCGGCGCCUGGAGAAAAUGGACAUGAUGCUCCGGGCACAGUUUGGCCAGGACCCCUCUGCCAUGGCAGCUUUGGCAGCUGAGAUGAACUUUUUCCAGCUGCCAGUGAGCAAUGUUGAGCUGGAGAGCCAGCUGCUGGGCAAAAUGGCCUUUGAGGAGCAGAACAGCAGCGGCCUGCACUGAGCCGCGGGUCAA